This is a messenger RNA of Protopolystoma xenopodis, 225 nucleotides long. NCBI's taxonomy places the organism in Eukaryota, Metazoa, Platyhelminthes, Monogenea, Polystomatidea, Polystomatidae. The record is from the annotation of a GenBank genome assembly.
AUGAUACCUUGCUCUGAUGAAGGUCGUCAUGUGACGGACGAAAGCUUGGCAGCUUUUCACCGUAAUCUAAGGAGAUUGCCUCGAAAACAGCGUCACCGUGAAUGUUCCGGUAAAGCCAAUCGACAGCUGGUCAAGAGGAAUCCGCCGUCGUCUUCUGGUGAAACCGACGUUCCGAUCUCUUUACCGCACAUUUUCACUCAAAAUGGAAGUAAACUCGACAAUUAG